GGACUAAUUACUUUGUAAAAUCAAUUAUUUGUUAAGAGUUUAUUGAUUAAAAUUAUCUAAAAGGGUGCUCAUCUUGAAAGUUAGUUGAAUACAAAAUAAAUGAUAUGAAUUAGAAUUAAGAAAAUGAGCUAAAAGUUCAAGAAACUAGGUGUGAUGCCCUUCCUCAAAGAAAAAAGGAAAAAAAAAACUAGGUGUGGAAGGUAGGAGAGUAACGUACGCUGACUGAGUUAUUCGAUUCUAGAUGGUUCGGGGAGUGAGUAGAAUCUGUAGAUUGUCUAUAUAACAUUGAAUGCUUAGGCAACUACUUACGUCAUUAAAAUUUGCUAUAGACUCGUUUGGGCUGGGCUCUUUUAAGCGAAUUGUAAUUUACUUGAACAGAAAACUAAAUUUUGUGUCACAACCCAAUAGUAUUUUGUCUCCUAUACUUUUACCAUAAAUAAUAUUUAGUACUCGAUAAUUGACAACCCAAAUACUGUUUUUAUUGCGCAUAAGAAUCUUCUUUUUGUCAUCUGCGCAUAAGAAUCUAUAUGCUUUUUUAAGAUGAGUUUUUGUUUUAUUUAGUGUGUUUCCACUAAAUUAAAUUCACACCCUUUUCAGGUUAUGCUAUCACUCAAAUACAUAUAUGCACGUUAAUACAAUCAUAGUCAUAUUUAUAUCGUUAUCUAAUAUCUUAUGCAACAGAAAAGAAAUAUUAGUUCAAAAAACAGAAGAAAAUAAUACACCAAUCAUAGUUAAGAAGAAAAAAAUCUUACAAAUCUGGUUCUCAGAUUGUUAAGGCACCUCAUGGGAAGGAUUCCGGUGCUCUGACAGGCCCAGUUCAAAAAGCAGAUGGGCCAUGUACCGUAUUUAAAAAAAUAAUUAAUAACUGAAUUUCAGAGUUAAACCCUUAAUAUGUAAAAGCUAAAAAAUUUGGGACCCUAAAGAGUAUUUAAAAUUUUGAUUAAAAAUGUAGGACUGAGCAUUUGCACUCUGUGCACUCACUUAGAGUCGGUACUGGGAACUGGUGUAUUCAAAGCACUUGCGCUUGGAGCCUUGGGCAUAUUUGUAAGUGCCUUAGAUUUCUUGCACGACAAGAAAUAUUUGAUCUACUUGUGAUACAAGAAACUCAUUAUUCAUUCUCGCCAUUUCUUGACUUUUUAAAUUGGGAAACAUAUAGGACGACGUCCGAUGGUGUUCUCGUUGGCAGCAGGAGAGGCUGGAGUGAGGAAAAGUGCUUCGGAUGAUGAGAGAAGAGUUCGAACUGAUCACAAUGGCAUUUAAGUGGGUGCAUGCACUUUUUUAAAAGAGAUCGCAGGUAACCACAUAGUCACCGAUUGUGAUGCUCAUCAGGCACGUUUAGUCUCAAAACUGUAGAUACCAAAAUCGAAAACAUUGUAUUCUUCUGUAUCUAUCCUUUGAUUUGGUGUAUUUUAAAUGGCUACCUCUAGUCCACUCUUUUGCAUUUUAUUUUCUCUCUAAUAUAUCUUUUUAUGUGUGUUUACGCAAUUUUUACUCUUGAUUACAAAAAAAAACUCUGGGACCGAAAAACUAUCUCAUCUUAUUUUAUUUUUCUUGGUUUAAAUGUUAAAUCUCAUCAUUUGUAAACUGUAAGUUUGUAACCCUUAUUUUAUGCGUUUUAUUUUGUAGCAAAUAUUUUCUAUUUUGUGCGAUUUAUUCUGUAGCAAAUAUUUUAGUUUGGAAAAGACAAACUCAUUGUUUUGGAUCUGAUUGUAAUUAAUCGUUAUAAAUUAAAAUCCGCCUGAACGGUGUCGAAAUAGUAGUACUUAAGUAAAAGUUUAAAACUACUAGAUUUUUUAAUACUUUUUCUAAAAGACGAUCAAAACAAACAGAAAAAUGCAGGCGAGUCAAGAUUUUUAGUCAAGAUCUCACUCUGUCUUUUAUUGCCAAACUUGACUUUGGCUUUGUAUGUUCAUGUGUUGCUGAAUAUUCUGAAUAUGAUGAUAUCAAACAUUCAAACACUGAAUUUUUAACAUCCUAAUGAAAUAACGAAUAACUGAUUCAUUAAUGUCCUUCGACUGAUCCCACAUAUGUUCAUACAAUGAUUUUUUAAUUGGAAAGAAAAUUGACAAAAUGAUAUAUAAAUAUAUAAUAAUAUUUUUCAAUUAAGCGUAAAUUGGUAAUUAUUUUGCAAUUUGUGGAAAUAAUUUGCGGAAAGAAUAUGAGUCAGACAAAAAAUGGGCAGUUGGAGGAGCUGGCCGCCUGACCGGGUCCCUCUUGAAGUUUGGAACUCUCCAUGAAACAUCGUAUGUAACUAUCCUUGACUUCUUACAUCAUUGUGGAAUUUUUAAUCUCUUUUACAAAUUAAAAUAAGAAAAUGAUGAUGUCUAAAAGUAUGGUUAAGCUAUAUCAAGUUAUGAAUUCAUAAACUCAAGAUGCGUAUUAUUAAAAUUACCUCAUAAUAAUAGUUAACUUGAAUAAUUUCGAUCCAUUGAAUUAUACGCAAACAUUACCUCAUAUGUUGUGUUUUAUGUACUGUUUUCUCUUGUUCCUAAAUGUGAAACACUAAUAUUUAUAAAAAGAAAAGUCUAAUUAUUUGAGACACAUUCUCUAUCACUCGCAAAAAGGUCUUACGUCAUUACGUCAAUAUAUUUUUUUUUUUUUGGACAACACGUCAAUAUUUUCUAGAUACAUAAAUAACCAAAGAAGAUUUUAUUUUGGUACAUCAAAAUAGUUUUUGGGACGUGUAAAUUCUACACACGUGCAAAUACUUUCUAAAUUUUCUGUAAAAUUUCCAGUCUGCAUUUCGCAUGAUGUGGAUAGGAUUUCAUCAAAGAAGGUGUGCUUUGACCCGAUAAAAAAUGUAGUGUUUUUGGUACAUUUAAUAUUUAUAGAUAGUUGAGUCGACAAAAAGAAGAAGAGGAUGGUUAAUUAGUUAUAUAGUGAUAUGAAAAUUUAAUGUUUGGUCCGUUAAGGCUGCUGGACUGUGUUAACGGUCAACAUGUCUCAACCAUCAAAGAGUUCAUAUAUAUGUAUAUUUGGAAGCCAAGUGAUUAUGAUUGAUCGCAUCAAGGGUAGAAAUUAGAAUGAAUGUAUGACAAUUUUUAGUUUUUUUGCUGAUAAUAUAUCAUUAAUUAUUAUGUUUUAAAUCAUUUGAGGCUUACAUGCCAUCAUCACAUUUUCUACAAUUCUAAUCACUGAACUAAAAAAUUCAUUUAAAGAUUCAAUACUUUGUUUUUUAAAAGGACAAGUGUAACUAAUUCAAAAUUUUGAUUUUUUGGUCAUUUAUGUUAUAUGCAUCUAGUUUAAUAGGAGAUAAAAGAACACUAUGCAUGUAAAAAUUAUUGUUAUUGUUUACUUUUUCAUAAUCAUGGUUAGCGUUCUUUUUUCAAGGGGGAUAGUUAUUUCGUAAUUAGUAUUGUUGUUAAAAUCUACCGGGGAGAAUCGUAGUAGUCAUUUCAUUGAUGAAGUUUAAGAAAAUCAUGUCAUUAACAAACAAUCAGGAAUAAAAAUCUAUAUAGGUACAAAAUCUUUCAAUCAUCACAUCAAGGUAGGCACUGCUUAGUCAAGAAAAGGUAAGCAUUUCUAGAACGAACCAUCUAUAUUAUUAAAACUGAAGUACACUUUAGUAAUGUUUGGAAACAUGAAUAGUACUAUAACUGAAAAUUGUUUGGAAACGAAGAUAGCAGUACUACAUUAAUUGUAUUUCCAUAUUUCACUCAUAUUAAUUAUAUUGUCUUAACAAUAUUUUACAUCAUUAAUUAUAUUACCAUAAUAAUAAUAGUGUGGAUUUUAUUUAGUAGUUAAUCAAUAUUAGUUUUGUGUCAAUUAUAAAAUCAAAAAAGUAAAAUAACUGAGUUUUGCAUAAGGUUAAGCGUUUGUUUUAAUUUGUUUUACUAUAACAUUUUUUUUUCAAUCAGUGGAAAAUUACGUAGCCAAAAACAUAAUUCAAAAACAUGUUUAGUGAAUAAAAUCAUAACUUAAAUCAAAAUAAUAAAAAUGAAUUACAUUCAUUGUCACUUAAUUUUUCACUCAAUAUAAUUGCUUACUAAAUAAAAAAAUCUCUUUCAGUUUCACUUAAUUUAGCAAAACACAUAAAAAAUAUCAUUUAUAUUAGUUUAUAAAAUCAGUUAGGCAUGAACACUAAAUAUCCACUUAGGUACGAGUCGUUCCUUUCGGGUAUCGUUUUAUUUUGUUUUAAAAUUACUCACUCCUUGAAUAUUAUAAAUUUAUGUGUAGGUUUUGAGUUGAAUUUUUUUGAGUCUGGAUGAGUUUGGUUCUGAUGUAUAUGACCCUAAAAUAUCUAAAUAACCAAUGUAUUUGAAACGAGUUUGGAUAUUUGUACCAAAAAUAACCAUAUUAUCUGAUUCGAUCCGGAUCUUUUGAAUACAAUUAGUUAUAUCACGACAUAUCUAAAAUAUAAAACACUAAUUAUGAAAAACAAAUAUUAAUGUAUAAAAAUAUAAGUAUAGUUUUAUUUUAGUAAUUUCAUUAAUUAUAUUACUUUAACAAUAUAUCACAUCAUUAAUUAUAUUUACCGUAAAAGUAAUAAUGUAGAUUUUUAUUUAUUAGUUAAUCAAUAUUAACUUUGUGCAAUUAUAAAAAAAAUAAAAAUGUAAGAUAACCGAGUUUUGCAUAUGGUUAAUAGUUUGGUUUAAUAUGUUUUACUAAAACUUUCUUUUGUCUUAGUUCCAAUUGGUGAAAAAUUACAUAGCAAAACACAUAAUUCAAAGGCAUAGUUUAUAUGAACAAGAUAAUAAUUUAAAUCAAAAUAAUUAAAAAGUAUUACAUUUAUUAUCACUUAAUGUUUCACUUCAUAUAACUAUUUUAUUAAAUAAAAAAUUCUUUCUAUUUUUCUUAUUUUUGCCAAAUAUAUAGAAAGAGUUUUCUUUUUAAUCUAUUUGCAAAAUCAGUUAAGUAUGGACAUUCGGAUACUCAUUGAGGUACAAGUUGUUUCUUUCGGGAUUAAUUUUUUUGGAUUUUUAAAUUAGGCGCCACUUGGAUAUUAUAAAUUUAUGUAUGAUGCUUGAGUUGGAUCCUCUCGGGUCUGAAUGAUUUUGAUUUUGAUGUGUAGAAAUAUAAAAAUAUUUAAUUAACCAAUGUAUCUGAAAAGAGUGUAUAUUUGUACCAAAAAUAAUCUUAUUACCCGAUUCAAUCCAAAUAUUUUGAAUACAAUUAGUUAUACGACGACACAUCUUAAAUAUAUAACACUAAUGAUAAAAUAACAAAUAAUUUAUAAAACCGUAAAAAUUAACACGCGCACGGGCGUGCGGGUCAAUCUCUAGUAUAUAGUUAAACAUCGUUCGACCCAAUAAAACAAUUUGGAAAUUCAACGACCACAACUAAAUAACGAUAAAACUCUGGUCGUCGAAAAAUAAAAUUCUAGGUCAUCAUCUAUUAUUUCAUAUAGGACAAUAUAAUAAGUUUAUUUUAAAAAUAAUAUAAAAUUUGACUUAAUAAACUGACCCACUUCAGUGCCCCCACGACAAUAUAUCAUAUGAUUAUGAACUUAUGAUUCGUGUUUCUCUAUAUAUACACACUCAAGUAGGCAUAUAAAACUACAAACAUCUGGGAGAGCUCUAAAACUGCCUACCAAGAUCAUUCACCAUCAACAACACCAAAACUCUUACAUUUUCUUUGUUUUUUCCCUUUAGAUUGAUUUCUUUAAUAAUGUCUGAAAGAGGGAAAGUGAAACCGGAGCCAAUGAAAGUUGUGUUCAUUAACACACAAUACGUUGAAACAGAUACACGUAGCUUCAAGACUGUUGUUCAAGAACUCACCGGUAAGGAUGCCAUCGUAGCCCCCGGUCCUUUCGAGUCUCCAUCCACUUCCGACGUCCGUUGUUACGGUGGAGGUAGUAAAAUAGUCGAAGAUUCCAGACGGAGCAAUGGCGGUGGAGGAGAAGUGGGGACGACGACUGAGUUUGAUAGAUUUUUCAAGGAGAUGCCUCCAAUGGAGGAGUUGUAUAAACUAUGGUCAGAUAAUUGAGUCAUUGAACUCUACUAAGAUAAUGUCGAUUUAAUCUUCGUUUUGUUCUCAAAUAAAAAAUAUUGCUUUCAUCCACUUCGUAUAUGAAUUGCAUUAAGUGGAUCGUUACACCCUGAGAUUGCGAAGAUUAUAUUUUUGGAAAGUGUAAUAUAUAUGAAUUGCAUUAUAGUA
Brassica napus (rape) is the source of this 6096-nucleotide messenger RNA. RefSeq names its product VQ motif-containing protein 10. NCBI's taxonomy places the organism in Eukaryota, Viridiplantae, Streptophyta, Magnoliopsida, Brassicales, Brassicaceae. Bases 5608 to 5925 code for a protein of 105 amino acids. The record is from RefSeq and is a predicted model, not a curated record. The transcript has a single exon.